Mixia osmundae IAM 14324 is the source of this 3986-nucleotide messenger RNA. RefSeq lists its product as uncharacterized. The transcript has 4 exons. NCBI's taxonomy places the organism in Eukaryota, Fungi, Basidiomycota, Mixiomycetes, Mixiales, Mixiaceae. The coding region runs from base 19 to 3885 and encodes 1288 amino acids. The record is from RefSeq and is a predicted model, not a curated record.
UGUGAAGCGCUCACAAAGAUGGAGGGUUCGCUGGAGCAGUCGCUCGACAAGGUACGUCUGCAGACGACCUCACAGGUGCCAGCGCAGAAGAAGCCGGCAAUCGUGCUGGAAGCUAUAGAGCAGACACUGUCCGCCGCUUCCCCGUCUGCCGGCCCGUCGAGACCGAGCGAGACAGCCUACUAUGUCGCUCUGACCGGCACACUGCAAAAGCUCCUGGCCGAGCAGAGCACGAGCGAUGAGGAACACAAGGCAGCAGUGCUCUAUCUGCUUGCGCUCAUUGUACCUCACCUACCACGAGCGACGCUGCAGAGCAACGCCUUUGUUCUGCUUAGCCUGCUGAGCCAAAUCAAGCUCGACGAUGCUCCCAUCAUCAAAUCAACGCUUACGAUCGUACAGUCGCUCUAUGCCUCACUCUCGCUGCAACAGCUCUCGCAAGCUGCUUCAGUGCAAUACUUUGCUCGUCUCUUACCCAUCCUGAUCGAUCAGAGGCCCAAAGUGCGUCGCAAGGCACAAGAAACGGUCACAACCAUCAUCAAAUCGCCCCCGCCACCCUCUGUCACCCAUCCUUAUGGAGACCGUGUUGCCGACUGGGCUCUGAGCGCACUCGAAGGCCACAUUCGAGCGCAAAAAGGCAAGGGCAAGAACAAAGAUGCAAACAAGGAAAGCGAUGCCCGGUGUAUCGCUCUGCUCGUAUUCAUCAAGCAUCUCGGCGGCUCCUGGCCUACUUCUGCGAUGCAACGAUUGUGUGCUAUCUGUCUCGCCGUACCCAAGACCGCAGGCGAAAAUGCUUUCCUCGCCACCGCAGCCUUUGACGUGCUCGAGGAGUUGUUUACAAAGUCAAGCGAGUCUUUCGAAGAAGGCAAAGUGGCAGAUACGCUGCUCGGCGUCUUAGCAUCGCGUCCGUCCGACCGGGAUGACCGCAUCUUGCCUGGCUGGCUGGCCGCUGUAGAGCACGGCUUUGUCGCCUUUGCCCGCUUCCAGCCCGAAGCCUGCAGCGCAAUUCUAUACUCAAAUUAUGCAGGACUGCAGGGCUAUCUCCUCUCGGAAAGCCUGCCCGUCAGGCAAGCUGCUGCAUCAACACUGAUCGCCUUGACUCGCUACGCCUUUAGCGAUUCAGAUAUUUUGGCCAACAGCAAAGCUGACGCGCCGCUACCGCAAAUCGCGAAGCUGACGCUAGAGAGCCUGACCAGCAUGCGCUUCCAAGGGCUGCCGAUGCCUCAUUUGCUAGACACGAUCACUGCUCUCUUCUCCCGACUGCGUCUACGGCCUCCUCCCGAGGCAGGCCAGUUGCGCGCAGAGCCCACUGCGGCUCGCUAUCUUUCGGAUCAUGUCAGACUGAUCGGCGCCAUGCGGGCUUCGACUUCCUUCGAAUUCAAAGAGCAGGCAGAGAAAGUUCUCACGAUAGCAGUCGAAGUCUGCGGACCUCAAUGGCUCCUUGCCAUCCUGCCCCUCAAUCUCGAGCCGGAUAACGCGGGCACCGAGGGACGUGCCUGGCUCCUACCUUUGCUGCGUAAUAAGAUUGCGAACACUGAGCUCAGCCAUUUUGUCGAUUUCUUCGUACCUUUAUCAGAGUCGCUCUUUGACAAGAAGUCCAAAGCCGAGCAAGCAGCGAAAGCGGCGGGCAAAGCCCAAGGGAGCGACGUCAGUGCAAAGAUCUACGAAGCUCUUGUCGAGCAGAUCUGGGCGCUCUUCCCCGGCUAUUGCGAUCUGCCGACAGACUUACACACUAGCUUUACAAAGAAGCUUGGAGAACUGCUGUCCAAUGUGCUAUACACUCAACUCACUCUGCGUGCGCCGAUCUUGCGGGGUUUGCAGCUGCUGGUCGAGCGCAACCAGUCAAUGGCGCAAUCUCAAGCUCCUCCAGACACACUGAGGCAGUCUUUUGGCGUCGAUCAAGCGGCGGGUAAGCAGAAUCUUGCCCUGCUAGCAAGCUACUCGAGCAAUCUGCUCGCCGUCAUGUUCAACGUCUUUGCAAAAGCGCCGCGCGAGCACAGAAACUAUAUCCUCGAAGCCAUCUCGACCUAUCUGUCCAUUUCUAGCUCGUCUGAUCUUGCCAACACUAGCCAAAGAGUACAGAUAAUGCUCAAGCAAGCGCUCGCCAAACAGGAGAAGCGGACCGACAAGACGUCAGGAACCGCAAUCGAGAGCACAGCGCAUACCAUGAUGGAUUUGCUGGUAGCAAUGGUCCCUUUUGUCGACCAGACUACUAGCGCCUCUUUGCUCGAUCUAGCCCUGUCAGACGCUGGUAUUGGCUGCUCGGAUGGCACACUGCAGAAGAAAGCAUAUCGCCUGCUUACUCGAAUGACAGAGACCACUAUUGGCAGCGCCCUGAUCUUCGCUCAGCUCGACGAGCUCCUCACACGUCUCUACAGUAAUGCUGCGCGGACGCCUGCUGCGGCAAAGCCAGACAGGAUCUUACUGACGACUGCGCUUGUCAAUCGGCUACCUACAUCGCGUCUUGAUGCAGUCCCGACUCUGCUGCCCGAGGCCAUCUUGGCCACUAAAGAGUCAAAUGAGAAGACACGAGAAGCAGCUUACGAUCUCUUGGUCCUCAUCGGACGCAAAAUGCAGGCCGGCGGUACGGUCAAGCGACCUGUCAUCAAUGAAGACGACGAUAGCGCGGCAAUGACGGAAGACGCGCCCGCCACGCUCGAAGAGUAUUUCACAAUGGUCGCGGCUGGUCUUGUGGGCAGCUCACCCCAUAUGAUCUCAGCUACGAUCACAGCGCUCUCUCGUCUCGUCUUUGACUUCCACACAUCGCUGACGUCCAACACGCUUGGCGAAUUGCUAGAGACAAGCAACGUCUUUCUGUCUUCCGCCAAUCGAGAGAUUGUCAAGUCCGCAAUCGGCUUCGUCAAGGUCUCCCUCGUGUGUCUCCCGCUGGUAACAGUACAGCCGCAUCUGCCAGCGCUUGUACCGAGUUUGCUCAAAUGGUCACACGAGCACCGAAAUCACUUCAAGCUCAAUAUUCGUCACAUAUUCGAGCGGCUGAUUCGCAAAUUUGGCGCGGAUGCCAUUGCAGAUAUCGCCGGCGAUGACGACCGUAAGCUGGUCGCGAGCAUCAAGAAGAGGCAACAACGUGAGAAAAAGAAGCGGACAGCAGCAGUAGAGGCACGACAGGACGGCGAGGACAGCGAGGGAGAGACGCAUGCGCCCAAGCAACAGGCUCGCAAUGCCUUUGACGAAGCUUUGCACGGUAGUGAAGACGAAGCCGAAGGCAGCGAGGGCGAUGAGCCAGCGGCUCCCAGCAAGGGUAGAGCUCAGAAGCAGGCUAAACAGUCGCGAUCGCACGACAAGACAGUGCAGGCCCACGGGACCUUCCUUGACCAAGAAGAUGAAGAUGACGAUCCCAUCAAUUUGCUCGAUCACGAGAUUGGCUCUAAGCUCAGCAAUGUGCAGCAACCGGCGCGUCGGAGAAAAGCGGCAGCGCCAGCCUUUGCGACGGACAAGCGGAGCGGAAAGCUCGUCUUUGCAGAGGGUGACGCGACUGCCAGCGAAGAGCCAAUCACGACGGAUAGCGUGGGAGCAUACAUAGAGGCUUUGCGGGGCGAGGACAGUCACCGCCAUGAUGCGAAAGGCAGGGUCAAGUUCAACAAGAAGCGACACAUCGACGAUGUGGAGGACCCUGGAGAAGGAGGCGUAGAACUAGUCAAACAGCAGUUACGUGACCUCGGUAUGGACGCAAAGCAAAAGAAAGCACGGAAGAUUGUGCCGACUAAGCUGGGCUCAGAGUUCAAGGCGAAGCGGGCCGGUGGCGACGUCACAAAGAAUGGCCAACAGCCAUUUGCAUACCUGCCCAUGGCUGCUGCAGUGACGGGCAAGCGUGCAAAACACGGCAACACGGGUAUCAACAUCACGGGCAAGCGUCAGAAGGCGAGACGCUAGCGCGCAUAACAUGGUGCUCAAUCCGCUCGUGGCUGGUAUACAAUGUCUCGCCAUGCAAUCCGCUUGUGUAAGCAGUGUGCACCAGACGAGUGAGUGUGCAU